Molecule: messenger RNA, 3852 nt
Organism: Heterostelium album PN500
Lineage: Eukaryota; Evosea; Eumycetozoa; Acytosteliales; Acytosteliaceae
Product: Kelch repeat-containing protein
Exons: 6
Coding region: 1-3852 (1283 amino acids)
Biological process (GO): protein phosphorylation
Molecular function (GO): protein binding; ATP binding; carbohydrate binding
Source: RefSeq, a predicted model, not a curated record
AUGAGAAUUUAUCUAUAUUCAACAUUUGUAUUAUUUACAUUUUUAUUUAUUAAUAUUAUAUCUGGAUCGGAAUUAUGUGGUCCUCGAAGUUGUUUUGGUCAAUUGUUUUGUGUUUCCGAUUACACUUCUGCAAUGUGUAGACCAUUAGAUCAAGCAAAAAGUUUAGUAGAGUUUAAUUUAACAACUGAUGGUGUUUGGUCAGAUUCAGCACAAUUUAAAGGAUCAAUUAAGAAUAUUUGUGGAAUUAAAAUAAGAAAGAUCACUUUCAAUGCAGUUGGAUUCGAAUUAUUGAAACCUUCUUCAAUUUGGAAUGCAAGAUAUAAUGAAGAAAUCAAUGAAUUGGGUGCUCCUGAUUUCCAAGAUGGUAUAAGACCUGGAGAUAUUUAUACAUUUGGACUGGCUACCAUUACCACAGUCAAUCCCAAAGGUAUUCGUUAUAGGAGUCACUCUCUCUUAAUGGAUGGUGCUGAUAAAUUAAAAGAACCACCAUUGCAACAACAACAACAUCAACAAAUUAAUCAAAUUUCACCUCUAACAAAGAGAAGAAUUUCAUUUUCUCUUGCUCAUAACAACAACAACAAUGUACAUCAUUCUUCAAAUGCACCUCCAAUAUAUUAUUCAACACCAAACUUAAUGGAGACUAUAAAUAAUAAUAAUUUAAACGCUAGUAAUAGUAAUAAUAAUAACCACAAUUCAAUGACGACAAUCAAUAAUAAUAAUAAUAAUAAUAAUAGUAAUAAUAAUAUGUCAAAUAACAAUGGUAGUUCAGUUAGUCCAACUAAAGAACUAUCAUCUUCAUCUUCAUCAUCUUUUAGAUCUAUAUCACCAUCAAAGAUAUUGGGUAAUUUUGUAAAUAGUUCUAGUAAUAAUAAUAGUAGUUCAAAUAGUAAUUCUAAUGUAAAUAGUAUUAACAACAACAACAACAACAAUAAUAAUAAUAAUAAUAAUAAUAGUAGUAGUAAUUUAAUUAAAAAUGAUAAUAAUAAUAAUAGUAAUAUAAAUAAGAAUAAUAAUGAUAAUAAUCAAGUGGAAGAGAUAAUAGAUGGUUAUCUAAAGAGAUGGUUUACUCAUUUGAAUGAUAUCAUUAGAGGACCACCAGUGGUUGUACAUGGUACGUUGAUGUUCAAUCAAUUGUAUCUGGUGGUUUCAAUGGUGUUGGUAUCGGUUAUCUAUCUACUGACAGAGUUGUCAAGAGGCUGGUUACCACUUCCAGUUGUCGCUGUAAUUAUAUCGUAUCUGUUUUUGUGUCUCGAUGAGCGUUACCAUAUCACAGAUACCAAGAGAUCUCUUACCGAUAUCAACAAAGACAAUAUCAAUGACCGUCUUUCACACAACAACAAUAUUAAAGAUAAGAUUAAUUUCUACGAAGCAUCAUCGAGUAACAUUGCCAAAGACAUCAUCGGAGGAAUAUCUACAAAUACAGGUGGUGUUGGUGGUGCUGGUAGUAGUUCCAACAAUGGUUUGGGUAUUGGUAGUGUCGGUAUCAGUGGAUUGAGUAACAGUAGAACUGUAUCUUCAUCUUCGUUGAUAACACCAACCAUCAAGAAUCAUACAAGAUCAUCUUCAUCUGGAUCUUCUAAUAGUAGCAAUUCAUCUGUUAAUAUUAACAACAACAACAACAAUAUUAACAACAACAACAAUAACAAAGAAUCAAAUUCACAAAUAAUAAGUGGAAGUAAUACAGUUCCUACCAAUUUACCAUCAUUUAUCAACUUCCCUCUUCAAACUGAAGAGUCGUCAUCAUUCUAUCGUACUAGACCCUAUGAUAAUCAUAGACGUUCAUUACCACCAGAAUAUUAUAAUCAAUACUUGAACUAUAAUUUAAAUUAUAAGAAUAACAUUCAUAAUCAACAUAAUAGUCAGAACACUAAUACCACCAACAUUAAUAAUGAAUCAACUAAUAAUCAUGAAGGUAUCGAUGAUGAUAAUAAUAAUAUUGGUAAUCAAAGUAUAGAUCAAGAUGAAACAUCCGCCAAUCUAUUAAAUGACUCUGAUCUCGAAGAGAGCGGUAAUAACAACAAUGAUGCACCAAAAGAAACCAAGAAUGAAUUGUCUGAACUAGUGAGUAUUAAAAAAGUAAAGAGUAAUAUCACUCAUUUCACAAAGCUUUCAUCUAAUCUCGAAGAAAAGCUUGAUUGGGCACAAUCGCCGUUUACUCUAAAUCCACCAAGAGCUUCACAUUCAAUUACAGUUUAUGGUCAAUCGAUUGUUACUAUUGGUGGUGAAGGUGUAGUGGAUGCAGCCAAUAUUGUACAGUUCAUGGAUAUGGAGAAAGGAAUUUCUACGACACCCAAGGUUACCGGUGCCAAGAUUGCACCAGAAUCAAUCUAUCUUCAUGACUUUUGUAGAAUCGGUAAUAAAUUCUAUUUGUUUGGUGGAAUGGUCAAUGGAAAGAUGUCCAACAAGGUCUAUAUGGUAUCGAUCAUCGAUGAUUCCACAGUGCAUUGGUCUCAGCCAAGAAUCAACAGCUACUCACCAUCACCACGUAUCGGUCACACCUUGACACGUUAUGGCAACAAGUUCAUACUGUUUGGUGGUUUCGACGGUGAGUCGGUUCUCAAUGAUUCACACACGCUCGACCCAGAGACAAUGACUUGGUCGUCGUUUGCCUUCACUGGUAAUCCACCAAGCGAGCGUUACGGACACUCUACAACCAUACUUGGUGAGAAGAUGAUUGUCUUUGGUGGUACCAACAAGCUGAAAGAUCUCAAUGAUAUCAAUAUUCUACAGUUGGAUACCAACAGCUGGAUGCCUCCACCCUCUAGCCAUGGAGGUGGUGAGGUUCCACAGGAACGUUCUUUCCAUGCCGCCGUUAGAGUUGGUCGCAAUCUAAUCAUCGUGGGUGGUCGACGUGAAGGUGUAACCCAAAGAGAUAUCUGGUCGCUCUCCUAUAGAAUGCAAUGGUCCAAAGUAACCGGUCUUCAAAUCUCUCCACACUCACAUCAUGGUCUAGUAAAGAAUGAAAGUAAACUCUUUAUUUGUGGUGGUAAAGGUCAAAAUGGUAAUAUCCUAGAUGAUGUUUGGUUUGCAAAUACAACAAAUCUACCAAUAUCAUCAAGUGUAACAAUGAUAAACUAUCCAGAUAUAAAGAUUGAUAAGGAAAUCGGUAAAGGUCAUUUCUCAAAGGUGCUGAGAGGUGUAUGGAAACAAAAAGAGGUGGCAGUCAAGAAGUUGAAUCUAAUUCGAGACAAGGCCAAAGAGGAAAUGAUGAACGAGUUUAAAGCGGAAGUAGAGUUGUUGGGUUCAUUACAACAUCCUAAUCUUGUAAAUUGUUAUGGAUAUUGUUUAAAUCCAAUGUGUAUUGUUAUGGAGUUCUUAACAACAGGAAAUCUAUUCGAUCUAAUUCACUCGAGAGAGAACAACAACAAGUUAGACUCUACACUGAUAUUACAAUUUGCAUUUGAUAUUGCUAGAGGAAUGCGUUAUCUUCAUUCUAGAAAUAUUAUUCAUAGAGAUUUAAAAUCUAGUAAUCUUUUAUUGGAUAAACAUUUCAAUGUAAAAAUAGCUGAUCUUGGUAUUGCAAGGGAGACUUCAUUCACUCAGACAAUGACAACGAUAGGAACGGUUGCAUGGACAGCUCCAGAGAUUCUUAGACACGAGAGUUACAAUCACAAGGCAGAUGUCUAUUCCUAUGGUAUUGUAAUCUGGGAACUCUUGACUGGAGAGGAACCAUAUGCUGGAAUUCCACCGAUGAAUGCAGGUAUUUUGGUUGCAAGCAAAGAGCUACGUCCUGAGCUACCAGAGAACUGUGAUCCCAAUUGGAAGAAGCUGGUGGUUUGGUGUUGGUCAGAAGAUCCAAACAAACGACCUUCCUUUGAAGAAAUUACAAACUACCUUACCAAUACCUUUUAA